Molecule: messenger RNA, 619 nt
Organism: Anopheles merus
Lineage: Eukaryota; Metazoa; Arthropoda; Insecta; Diptera; Culicidae
Exons: 3
Coding region: 104-535 (143 amino acids)
Source: RefSeq, a predicted model, not a curated record
UUGUGAUAUUAAGAACUACGAUUUAAGUCAGGUUUAAAAAGCUUAACUUAUCUUUCUUUUUACCACGAAAGCACCACGGGUGGAAAAUGUGCAAAAUUCAUCCAUGGCUGUCAGCAACAUUCGGGUGGCUAAAAUAAAUCGAAAUCAACAUGGUUUGCGUGGCAAUUUAACGUUACUUAAGGAUAUUGGAAAUAAUUAUUUGCUUUUUACAGAAAUUUAUCAUAGUUCCUUGGGAAACAAUCAGUUUAUCAGAACGCCGUACAAGCUACCAAUACUUGGCAUAUGUGACUUUAAUAGCUACAUGAUAAACGAGUAUCGUGAUUACUUGGAAGACGUUAUAGAAAACUUACCCCUAGGCAAUGAAUGUCCCAUCGGGGCAAGAGCGCUUGUUGUAAAGGACGUAGUAUUUGACUCGAAUGCUUGGCCACAACAAGGACGUCCAGGACUGUGGAAGGUGGAGCUGAAGAUAGUUGAAGCAUUGACUAGCACAAACAUAUUGGAAUUACACUUUUACAUCAACGUGUAUGACUACUGAAGGAAAGUGGGUAAACAACAAACGUAUAGGGUAGCAUAAGGGCAUCCGUGUAUCGUUUGCACAUAUCUUUCACCAGAACUUAUU